GAGCUACAAAUGGAAAAGAGAAGACAUCUGCUGAGAAUGGUUGCUACAGGAAUAACUUGAUUAAUUUAUGAGACUGUUUUGCACACAGUGCCUGCAUGCAACUUGUGAAACUUGUCUGCUGGCAAAAGCUUACUGUAUUGUCAGGAAAACCAGGUUCAGUGAGAACAAAGAGGAGGAGUGAAAUUGCCUGGAAGAAUGGAGUCUGUAAAAUUAAAGAUGGGCAGAAGAAGGUUCAAGAGGAAUUUGACAUAGACAUGGACGCGCCAGAGACAGAGCGGGCGGCUGUGGCGAUACAGUCCCAGUUCAGAAAGUUCCAGAAGAAAAAAGCUGGGUCCCAGUCUUAGUAGCUACCUCACAGCUUAAAACAAAGUAAUCUGAAAUGAUUUAUCAAGAAAAUCAGAAAUAACACAAAGAUGCAUGUACAGAAAUUAUCAAUAUUUAAACCCCCAUUGGCAGAUAACAAACCGUAAACUUGUGUGUGACUUCAUCCCAGAUGUUUCACGCCCAUUAUCCUCUGUAACUCACCACUUUACUUGAUGUUGUAAUAAAAAGUUAGGGUGAAGUAAUUAAAGAGUCUGCCUUCAUCUGUCUUUUCAUAUUAAUCCCGCAACCACAGCGUUACAAAUGAGCUCAGCCCAGAUGCCUGUUUUCCUCUUCAUGUAAAGCCUGGAGACAUAAACAACACCGUAUGUUACAAGGUUUUUGCUGGGGGAUGAGAGCAUGCAUCUCAGCCCAGCUUACCUCAUUUGGGGAAUUCCAGCUGCCAGCCAAAUGUGACAAUGAAAUUACUUUCUCAUAAUGAGCUGAAAGUAAAAAGUUGCAGACAGAAGCUGGCAUGAGGGGAAGAGGUGUAGGAAGCACUGAGCAGUCUAUUUUUGUCUAGUGAUUAUGCCAAUAAGUGGCUUAAGCGGGGAAAUUGUCCCUGUCCUUCUUCUUUGCAUUGUAAUGUUCAGAAUUACCCAGCUUGGACCACACUGACUGUUAUGGAAAACCAGAAAUCAGACACAAAAUA
Molecule: messenger RNA, 1012 nt
Organism: Melopsittacus undulatus (budgerigar)
Lineage: Eukaryota; Metazoa; Chordata; Aves; Psittaciformes; Psittaculidae
Gene: PCP4
Product: Purkinje cell protein 4
Exons: 3
Coding region: 96-344 (82 amino acids)
Cellular component (GO): cytoplasm
Molecular function (GO): calcium ion binding; calmodulin binding
Source: RefSeq, a predicted model, not a curated record